This is a messenger RNA of Pecten maximus, 480 nucleotides long. Its product is annotated as extensin-like. The transcript has a single exon. The coding region runs from base 1 to 480 and encodes 159 amino acids. The record is from RefSeq and is a predicted model, not a curated record. NCBI's taxonomy places the organism in Eukaryota, Metazoa, Mollusca, Bivalvia, Pectinida, Pectinidae.
AUGGCGCCAGACCGCAGACCUCGCACACGCGCCAGACCGCAGACCCGCACACGCGCCAGACCGGCAGACCCACACACGCGCCAGACCGCAGACCCAGACCACGCGCCAGGCCGCAGACCACACCCACACGCGCCAGACCGCAGACCCACCACACACACGCCAGACCGCAGGACCCGCACACGCGCAGACCGCAGACCCAAACACACGCGACAGACCGCGGAGCCAGACACGCGCCAGACCGCAGACCCACACACGCGCCAGACCGCAGACCACACACGCCAGACCGCAGACCCCACACACGCGCCAGACGCAGACCCACACACGCGCCAUGACCGCAGACCCACACACACGCGCCAGACCGCAGACCCACACACGCGCAGACCGCCGACCCCUACACCGCGCAAGACGCAGACCCACACACACGCGCCAGACCGCAGACCCACACACGCCCCAGACCGCAGACCCACACACGCGCCAUGA